Messenger RNA from Scatophagus argus, 3905 nucleotides. It is a transcript of the gene ppm1da, whose product is annotated as protein phosphatase, Mg2+/Mn2+ dependent, 1Da. NCBI's taxonomy places the organism in Eukaryota, Metazoa, Chordata, Actinopteri, Scatophagidae. Gene Ontology annotation, biological process: protein dephosphorylation. Gene Ontology annotation, cellular component: nucleus; cytosol. Bases 141 to 1793 code for a protein of 550 amino acids. Gene Ontology annotation, molecular function: protein serine/threonine phosphatase activity; cation binding; mitogen-activated protein kinase binding. The transcript has 6 exons. The record is from RefSeq and is a predicted model, not a curated record.
UUACGUCAACACGUUUGAGCAUGCCUACUAGGAUCGAACAUAAACAAAGGCAGGACGUUGCGCCGCAAUUAACUCUACUCUUCUGUACAAUUAUAUGCUAAUAGUACCGAAAAUUUGGAGAAUAAUUUACUAGUGGAGCAAUGGAAAACACAUUAUUGAUGCGAGUGAGUGUUUUUACCGACCAAGGAGGCAGGAAAUACAUGGAGGAUGUGACCGAGGUCAUAGUAGAGCCCGAGCCGGGAGAAGAUGAGACGACGACGGAUGAGCCAGAGGAUACAAGUGGGGGAGAAUGUAUGGUCAGUUCUCUGGAUGUGGACACGAAUCUAGACCGGACUGGUGAAACCUCACACGCUUCAGACAUAUUAUGUGAACCUGUACAAAGUAGAUCAAUAGAAGCAUCUUUUAAAGGAGGUCAGAGCCCGCCGCGAGCUCAGCCAAGCGCCUCGAAUCGUUCCCGCCGUUCCGUUGCCUUCUUCGCUGUGUUUGACGGGCACGGGGGUCGCGAGGCUGCGCAGUUUGCACGGGACUAUUUGUGGGAGUUCAUGAAGAAGCAGCGGGGGUUCUGGUCAGACUGUGACCGGGAGGUCUGCUCUGCAAUACGGAAAGGAUUUGUAGCCUGCCACCAUGCUAUGUGGAAAAAGCUCCCUGAGUGGCCAAAGACGCUUACGGGCCUUCCAAGCACAUCAGGCACUACAGCCAGUGUAGUGGUCAUUCGAGGAAACCGCAUGUUUGUGGCCCAUGUUGGGGACUCAGCUGUAGUUCUAGGGGUUCAGGAUGACCCCUCAGUCCCAUUCAUCAGAGCUGUGGAAGUCACACAAGACCACAAACCUGAACUACCCAGGGAGAGAGAGCGUAUUGAAGGUCUGGGAGGGAGUGUGAUCAAGAAAUCUGGAGUGAACCGGGUUGUCUGGAAGAGGCCAAGGCUGAGUCACAAUGGCCCAGUCCGUCGGAGCACGGUCAUUGACCAGAUACCAUUCUUGGCAGUGGCCCGAGCUUUAGGUGAUCUGUGGAGCUACGACUUCUACAGUGGGGAGUUUGUGGUUUCUCCUGAGCCAGACACUAGUGUGGUGACCCUGGACCCCAGAAAACACCGCUAUAUCAUUCUUGGUAGUGAUGGCCUGUGGAACAUGGUGCCACCUCAAGAGGCUAUUUCCAUGUGUCAGAACAACGACGAGGCAAUGGCACCAUGUGGGGUAUCAAGUGCUCGACAGCUGGUCAGCCAUGCUCUGCUGCGGUGGCGCCAGCGCAUGUUGCGUGCGGACAACACCAGCGCCAUUGUAAUUGCCCUGCAGGAACCUGGGACCUCCCAGGAUAUCCUGCACCAUGAGGAGGUGCUGCUGGAUUUAGCCAAGGUGUCCCAAUGUCCUCCCACCUCCAUAUCCCGCGCUGACACUCCUCUCCUUCAGCGCCCUUCAGAAGAAGACUCUCCUGCCAUGUGUGAGCUCCUCCCUGCCUUGGAGCGACGAGACGGUCUAUCAGGAAGCAACAGCCUAUUCCACAUGAACCUGUCUGACCCGUUCACUCUGACUCCACUGUGUUCAAACAGCAGUCCUGAGCUGCCCAGUCAGUCCAGUCCCACUGACAGGACACUUGGCAGCAGGACACCCCGCAGGAAAAGAACUAUUGACACGUCAUCGCCGCCAUCGGCCGGCCAGUCAGCUAAGAAGGCCCGACGCAGGACUGCUGACAGGCCACCACUAGUCCAACACAAUGCAGAGAAGAAACAGAAGGAGUCCAGUAAUGUCUCUCCUAUUCUCCAGCAGCACAACAAGACCACAGUGUGUGUGUGCUGAGAAAAACACACAGACACAUAAACACGCUGUCUAUCACUGUCAGCCUCAUCUCCAGUGGCGUUUAUGUUCCUUAUGGUCUCCUUUACAGUUCUCACAGUUUGAACCAACCUUGCUUAGUAGGUUGUGGAAAGACGUAUCUUCUUGCUCAGCACCAGUACAAUAAUGAUUUCAGGACUUGAGUUUUUCGACAAAGUGCUCAAUCACACAAGACAUCUGGUGUCUUUGUUUCAAAAUUCCUCCCUGAAAUGUUGAUUCUGUUCAUCUAUAGAAUCAGAUUCUUGAUCCGUGUCAUCAUCUCUUUCUGGUAACAGUUGUUAGAAAUAAGUAUAACUAAUGAUGCUGGUGUAAAUGUUAUGCAUUUUAUAGGUAAGUAUUGAAAAGUCAAAUGCUCAUUUAAAAUAAAUAUAUAUUUUUUAUACAUUGUUUUAUUGUAUGAUGAUAAAUCAUGGAAAUUACAGAUGAGCUUUGUUACAGCUUUCAUCUCCUCAUCACUCUCUCCAUAUACUAUUGUGUGUACACCUUGUGUUUAAAUGUAUUUAUGUAUUUUUAUUCUUCUCAUUUUACUUAAUCACUGGAGAUUUGUCUUGAAAAUGAACUGAAGGUGCUGCUACAGUCACAAACCAUAAGCUACUACAUUGUGUAUAUUGAUAUAUAAAUAUAUGUGUUAAGUAUUGGUAGGAGUUUAUUCUUGACUGUUUGUAUUUGCCCUUAACACAUCUGCUCCGGUGAGGUUUCCAGUGAUGGAUGUUUUUGAUUUUGAAUUGCACAAUGCAUCUUAAGGGAAAUCUCCACUCUAUUAAUCAUCUUACAUUGUAAUUUAUAAUGAAGCAUUACAGUUAAGUUUUUUUUUUGGGAGGGUCUGAACUUCCUAUGAGCCUGCUCCACACAUUCAUACAUCAGAUAGUGAUUUUCUACGUUUCCGAGAAUGCCUUUCAACAGCCCUCUGCUGUGCUGACGCUUUUGCGGAGGUUCUUGUGUCUAUCCUUACAGUGACUGAGUCCUCCCUCUGAGUUUGCUGAAAAUCAAGGUGGCACUAAAACAAAGACUUCCUUUGGUUCUGAGGGACCAACACAAAACCCGAUGUUUACAAUCAAAGUUGAUUAAUGUGUGCUCCCAGACUUCCAUUGUGGGUGCACUGGCGGUAUCAGUGAUGUCAUGUUGUCAAGGAGUUGUCAUACAUCUGUGAGAAUAGGAAAAAUGCUCCAUCACAAGCAUGUUGGUCCCUACAGACAGGACAUCACUAGUUCAUCUGGCUACCUUGUUUUAUCUUGUUUGCAACAAGACAAUAGCUGUUCUUUCUGUUUUGUUGAGGCUGAUUCAGAGGUUUCUUUAGCAUUCUCUUUAUACAAGCCAUUGUCCCUCCAUGCUGCAGCUGCAGUUGUAUUGUUACUGAUGUAUGCACAAGGCUCAUCUGUGAGUAAAUACACUCUGCAUGGAUUUCCUAAGAGGAUAUUUUUGCACUAUUACAGUGACCUUAAUUGAGGAAGGAGUUGUUUUUUUUCUGAAAAUGAUGCAGCUAAGAAUGGAUUACAUGAUUGGAGUCAAAAAUGAAAAUGGAGGAUGUUUGAGCAAAAAUGAUUUUUAACUCUAACAAGUUGAAGAGUCUUUUGACUAAAUUUUGCAGAACCUGGCCACGCCCUCUUUCCCCUCUCGUGGUUUUGUUACAUGACUGUGUAUGAUGCAGAGAAAUAUGAAACUGCAAGAGAAUAACAACUGUUGUACAGAAAAGACAGAUGUCACAAUCUUUGUAAAACCUUGUUACAUGAUGAUGGUGUAUUUUCAUUGAGCUAAGUGCAAUUUCUAACAGGAAUUUGUAGCAUUAUGGUUUGGUUGAAAAAUAUUGUAUAAUGUUGAUUGACAAUGUUGGAGGAAUGAUAAUGUUUAUGUUUGACACAUUUUCUCUGAAAAUACAGUCCAUUACUGGGCUCGAGAUCCCUGUAUGAUUUUUACAGAAUAUUUUUGAGUACUCUGCUCAUUUACUCUGUUGAAUAAUGAUAUCCCUGAUUCCAAUGGCUGUGCUAGCAGCAUAAAUGCAUGUGUACAGUGUAAAUGUGAAAAACACUUAUCUGGAAAUGAACUUAUUUAAAUAAAAAGUUCUCUGAAUUAAAGUAA